Molecule: messenger RNA, 1206 nt
Organism: Kickxella alabastrina
Lineage: Eukaryota; Fungi; Kickxellomycota; Kickxellomycetes; Kickxellales; Kickxellaceae
Product: ribosomal protein S5 domain 2-type protein
Exons: 1
Coding region: 122-1060 (312 amino acids)
Biological process (GO): nuclear polyadenylation-dependent mRNA catabolic process; U5 snRNA 3'-end processing; nuclear mRNA surveillance
Cellular component (GO): nuclear exosome (RNase complex); cytoplasmic exosome (RNase complex)
Source: RefSeq, a predicted model, not a curated record
UUGAAUUUUCAAUGUUGGCAAAAUUUUCAAGUAGAAUUUUUUAUUUAUUUUUUGUGAUUUGGAUCAAACUUUUAUACACCUUUUUUAACUCCCCCCUCCCCCAUUCCAGGAUAAAUAUCAAAUGGCUAGCUUGAUACUUUCUCCAGCAGAGCACGACUAUAUACUCCGCGGUGUCGAAAGCGGGUUCCGCGCAGAUGGCCGGGGCAGCCUAGACCGGCGCGAAGUGACCCUCCGCACGGGUAUGAUCUCGCAAGCCAACGGCAGCGCGCGCUGCCGCAUAGGCAACCUUGGUGUUGGCACCGACGUCCUUGUGGGGAUCAAAGCCGAAGUGAACUCAUGGACACCCGGGGACAACGUGCCCGAAACCAGCGGCACCAUAGUGUGCAACGUGGAGUGCUCGCCCAGCGCCGCGCAAGAAUUCGAAGGCCGCGGGGCGGAGGAACUGAAUAUUGAGCUGACACAGCUGUUGGAUCGGAUCUUCAACGGCCCUCAGAGCGGGAUUGAUUUCGAAAAACUCUGUAUUAUUCCCAAGCAGGCUUACUGGGUGCUCCACGUGGAUGCCCUGGUGUUGGACGUCAAGGGUGGGAUUAUUGAUGCCCUUGUGUGGGCUACCAGGGCCGCCCUGAUGUCAACUAAGCUGCCCCGGGUGGUCAUUGAGUCUAUCCCGGACGAGGAUGGCGUUAUGCAGGCAGAAUUCGAUGUCGUGGAUGAUCCUGAGGAUAUGACCGAACUUGCAGGCGCAGAGAACAUGCCUGUGUCUGUUACUUUCAGCCAGAUUGGCAGAAGAUUUGUCGUCGAUGCUUCGGAGCAGGAGGAGGCCGUGGCCCAGGCCAGGAUGACUAUUUCGGUGUCCCCCAAUAUGGAAAUUUGCGCUGUGCAAAAGGGCGGCGUUUUGCGCGGGUUCUCGCCCGCUCUUUUGGCCGAAAUCAUGCAGACUUCCCUAAAGAUUGCUCGUGAGGAGCUUGAUAAAUUCAACAAGCAUUAUGCUGAGGCGAAGAAUAUGACUGAUGGUCGGGCGGAUGAGCCGAGCACCGGAAGCACUUUUCUCGUGCCAUUUUAAAAGUACGAAUAAAAAUAACUGCAGAGGUAACACCCCGAAAAAUAAAAAUAAUAAUAAAAUAUUUUUUUGGCACUUUGAUUUGCAAUUUGAUUUUUAAUAUUGUUUGUUUUUUGGAUCAACAUGUCGCUUCGAGCUUUUACUUCCUG